Messenger RNA from Cynara cardunculus var. scolymus (artichoke), 1103 nucleotides. Its product is annotated as peroxidase 31-like. Gene Ontology annotation, biological process: response to oxidative stress; hydrogen peroxide catabolic process. The record is from RefSeq and is a predicted model, not a curated record. Bases 8 to 994 code for a protein of 328 amino acids. Gene Ontology annotation, molecular function: heme binding; peroxidase activity. Lineage: Eukaryota; Viridiplantae; Streptophyta; Magnoliopsida; Asterales; Asteraceae. The transcript has a single exon.
CUCAUCCAUGGCGGUAAUGGUGAAGGCAUUUGCUUUACUUCUCUCCAUCUCAUUACUCUUCAUCUUACCUUCACAUUCACAGCAACUUACCACCACUUUCUACCAGAAAACAUGCCCCAGAUUUGAACAGAUAAUGCAGGACACCACCACCAACAAGCAGAUCGCCUCACCCACCACCGCUGGCGCUGCUCUUCGCCUCUUCUUCCACGACUGCCUCGUGGAAGGCUGCGACGGCUCCAUCCUCAUCUCCUCCACUCCCUUCAACAAAGCCGAGCGUGACGCCGACAUCAACCUCUCACUUCCCGGAGACGGAUUCGACGUCGUCGUCCGUGCUAAAACCGCCCUGGAACUCGCCUGCCCAGGAGUUGUCUCGUGUGCUGACAUCCUCGCCGUCGCCACGCGCAACCUUGUGACGAUGAUGGGUGGGCCCUUCUACGCCGUGAAACUCGGCCGGAGAGACGGAUUAGUGUCUAGAGCUUCACGCGCUCAAUACAUUCUUCCCAAACCCACCAUGUCCAUGAAUCAAAUCAUCAAGAUCUUCACCUACAGAGGGUUUUCAAUCCAGGAAAUGGUGGCGUUAACUGGUGCCCACACGAUUGGGUUCUCUCAUUGCAGUGAAAUUAGCUCAGAUAUUUACAAUUACAGCAGAACAUCAGCGUUCGAUCCGUCUUACAAUCCGAGGUACGCACAGGGACUGAGAAAUGCGUGUGCCGAUUACCGGAAAAACCCAUCGUUGUCGGUGUUUAACGACAUAAUGACCCCACGGGAUUUCGAUAACUCGUACUACAAGAACUUGCCAAAGGGAUUGGGGGUUUUGAGAUCCGAUAGGGCGUUAACAAUGGAUGCAAGAACGAGGCCGUUUGUGGAGUUAUACGCUAGAGAUCAGAAGGCGUUCUUUGAGGCAUUUGGUCGAGCAAUUGAGAAGCUGAGUUUAUACGGUGUGAAGAGUGGUCGGAGAGGUGAGAUCCGGCGCCGGUGUGACUCGUUCAACUAAAUCAGAUUCAGUAAUUCUUUUGGGUUUUGUUUUUUCUUUCUAUUUUUGGAACGAUAUAAUUUGUAUACUGAGUUUUCUGCCAUAAUCAAUUAACAGAGUUUCUUCAUUA